GCCUCAACCCGUACUACGGUCAUUAUUCGCGCUGUCGUAUUUUGCAAAAUCGCCAACACCAGAUCGCCCGUUCUCCGCCUUCUAUGGAAAUGCCGGCCUUCUGGCCCCUCACCACCACGCUGCCGGCGUGGACUAGGGACCCGACACAAAUGAAGUUCGAUCGCCUUCCGCCCAAUAUUUUGGGGCAACGAGAUCUUGUUUCGACAAAUCAGCCAACGGCGGAGGAGAUUGCCGCCGAUGCAGCAAUGAGGAAAAGCAUCAUCACCUCAGUGCGAAAAGUCUACUCUGGCGUGACAGCUCUAUACUUGACUUUCAUCGUGAUGACGGCGUUGUGGUUUGUUUGGAGGACAAGGAAGGAUUCUGCAUUGGCCAAGCGUUCGGUCUGGCUAACAAUGGUUGGCUUUCUCGGAAACUUUCUGAUAUCGUUCCCAUUCCUCAUGCUGCAAUCCAUGAGCUUCCCUUGCCCCAUGAUCAUGAUUUGUGUCUAUCUCGGCGUCUCCCUCACCGUCUUUUCUCUGUCCGCUCGUGCCUGGCGUCUACGAUACCUUUUCCGAUCGCACCAGGAAAAGCUAGCCAGGAUGCGCAAUUUGGAGGGCAGAUAUACCGGAGCGACGCCAGCGAAGACCGUUGAUAUUGAUGAGGACGAUGAAAAUGCCCAUGAGGAGGAUAGAGAAGGGGAAGAGCAGGACUCGCUGGAGCCCCUCGGAACAAGAAAGAAGGCGGCUGCGGAAUCGAGGGCCGACACCUUGGCGGGCUCCACAAAUCUAGUGAGUGGAUCAACAAUACUUGGUGAGGGGAAUAUACCGACACCAAUGCCUGUCCGCGGACAGAACUCUCGAAUGUCAACCGGCAAACCGAUUGCAGCCGGCUUCUCCGGCGCAAACGCAAGCGCGGCAACAAUAGCUGGUCGGAACGGAAGUCAAUUCCUACCGCCCAGUGGGACACAUCCAGGGAUCAAUCGCGCUCGGGGUGGAAGUGGGGACGAGGGAGUUCCAACUGCGGCUUCACGCCCGCGAUUGGGAGCAUUCAUCGCUCAGAGCAAAAGUCGAGCACAAUCAUUCUUUGGCUUUUUGUUCAACCAAAUGGACAGCGAUGCCUUCGCAGCUGCGGAGGAGGGUCAAAUCACGUCACCAACUUCCCAUCGUGCUCAUUUCGGUGGGCGGUCUCAACGCUUGGGCAGCAGCGCCUUGCAGAAGUCACAGACAGGGGGCCUACCAGGUCUGCGAAAUGGCUCGACGGCAGGCGCAGGUGCCAGCACAUUCUCAUUUUUCAACAAACGCCGCCUUGGCUCAACCACUGGCCCUUCUCCAGGCCCUAACUUCCACCAUCGAGCCUCGUCGGCCCUUACGAACACUCAAAGUACCGCUACAUCCCAAGAUGAACCUACUCGCAAACUACUGUACAUCCUUGCAUUCGUCAUUGCCUUUGUCGUACUGUAUAUCAGCGUCGUUCUGAUAUUCACAAAGCAAUUCAGCGUGAAUCCCGUCAGUUACAAAUGCCGCAUGGGAACUUGGGAGAUGACACCUGUACUCGUGCUGAUGGGUGGCUUCUUCAUGUUUGGAUGCCCCGCGUUGUGCUGGUGGUUGUGGAGGGACCAUGACACAUAUGGCAUACGAAGAGAUCUGAUUGUGUUUGCCAUUGGAGGAACCACCAUCGCUAUCAUGUACGGAAUACAGCAGAUGCUCCUUCCUGAUGGAAUUAACUAUGGCGAAUCAACCCUCCGACUCUACUUUGGCGCCUCUAACUGGAUCGUCAUCGGCGUUGCGAUCGGUCAUCUUACGUCGAUAUUCUUUCCCCUCCUGGGCUCUUAUGAUAUCCACCCAGGCCGAUCUUUGGAGAUUUUCUUCGGCAGAUUGUACCGUGCCCCGUCGCGGGACACAAACUCCGAGGACGGAGGCAGCAUAGAAAAGCUAGAUCAGCUGAGAGGUGCCAAGCAAACAGUCCCCGGGAGUACAGACUCCGUAGCUGCAACCGGAAGCGGCGACAUUGCGGAACUACAACCAUCGGAUAAGAAGAACUGCCUCCAUAUCGGAACCCAUGAGGCGGCCGUUGGUUACAAUCCAGCCGUAAAACGGAAUGCACACACUUCUUCUACGUCGAGAAGAACGAAUCAACGCAGUGGAGGACCAAGCGGACGUAAACCGAACGGAGGGCAUCCUCCAAAGAAAUGGAAACCAGGCGCAUCGACAGUUACCUGGACGCUAUUCCAAGGAGUGCUGGAUGACGAAACAUGUUUUGAAUCGUUCAAAACGUUCGCAGCGCGAGACUUUGGUGCGGAGAACCCUUUGUUUUACCAGGAGUACAGGAAACUCAUGGGUGAAGUCCGAGCGGCACAGGAAGCCGAAAAGGGAGGGCCGGUAGGAGGACAACCUACGGCAGGUUCUCGACGGCCGUCAACUGAUCCGCCGCCUCAGUCUAUUGAUGAUACCCCAUCGAGGAGUCCCAGACCUGAUCAGCCCCAAGGGGUGUCGGAAAAACCGCGGUCACAUGUUGCGGAAGCUCCACUUCCGGACGAACAUCGACUGGGAGCCACUCAAUCCGGCGCGAUAAGUAGAGACUCGGUAGCCGCCAAGAACUACCCAGUUUUUGACUUCACGGAUAGCGAUAGCAUCGCGCCAACACUCCGUAGCAAAGUGGCCAACAUGCUUCUCGCAGGAAAAGCCAGCCGCACAAGCUCGAAAAACCGUAACAGCAAGCAAAGCGUCUCAACGCAACGCAGUCAAAUAUCCCUAUUUGGGUUUGGCUCGUCGUCACAGCCCACACUGCACGCUCCACCCGUCGCUGGAUCAGAAGGGGGGCUCCUAAUCCCUCCGUCCAUGCGCGGUGACUAUGAGACGUUUUACAACACAUUUGUGGCUCCCGGAUCGCCCCUUCAAGUAUCGCUUCCCGCGCGAAUCGUCGAAGACAUUGCCAAGCAAGUAGCGGAUGAAUCACGGCGCGUGCUACCCCUCGUUAGCGUCUUUGACGAAGCACGAAAUGAAGUCUUGUCCGCCAUGUAUGCCAUGUUCCCAAGAUUUGUGGACGUCGAAAAGGAAGGGGUCGUCAAGAAGUUGCUGAAGCAUGCUGCGAAAAAGAACAGGGCUAGGGCUGUAAGGCGAACCGCACAGCCAAUAGAAGCAGCCGAUGCACCAGCACCGAGCGAGACAGGUUUUGAAUUUCACGAAAGCUUCGGGGAAAGUCCCGUCUGAGAUCGAUUGUUUUUCUUUAGAUAUACCCACUGCUCCAUUUGUAUCUUCGUAUGAAAAGUUCAUUGUUCAAUAGAUGUCCGAAGUGUUUACGCCUGCCGGAACCAAAUGGCGGCGGAAACUGACAGAUAUACCGAGUGGCGCAGCAAGGAACUCCGAACCGCGAUCCCGUCA
Molecule: messenger RNA, 3359 nt
Organism: Fimicolochytrium jonesii
Lineage: Eukaryota; Fungi; Chytridiomycota; Chytridiomycetes; Spizellomycetales; Powellomycetaceae
Exons: 3
Coding region: 84-3188 (1034 amino acids)
Source: RefSeq, a predicted model, not a curated record